Manis javanica (Malayan pangolin) is the source of this 4415-nucleotide messenger RNA. RefSeq names its product MAP7 domain containing 1 (gene MAP7D1). Gene Ontology annotation, cellular component: microtubule cytoskeleton. The record is from RefSeq and is a predicted model, not a curated record. NCBI's taxonomy places the organism in Eukaryota, Metazoa, Chordata, Mammalia, Pholidota, Manidae. Gene Ontology annotation, biological process: microtubule cytoskeleton organization.
CCAGCCCGGGCGGUACAAUAGGGUUGGGCCGCGGCCGGGACUGGGCCGGCGCCGGGCAGGGAGCGGGAUCGCGGCCGGAGCCGACAGACACUGGGCGACCGGCGACUCCGAGCCUUGCAAGGCCACCAGCCGAACCAGCCUCCAUCUUCUCCGGAGCGCCCAGGCCUCCGAGUCGUUGCCCGCCGGGCCGGGCCGGGCGUGAUGCGCCGCGGGACCCCUAUCCUGGCCGCUGGCCGCCGCCGUCGCCGCCCCUGAGACCCCUAGGCCCCCCAGUGACGCCACAGCCAUGGAGAGCGGCCCAAAUGCCGAGCCGGGUGCCGACGCACCCCCAGCUGUGGCAGCCAGGACUCCCUCAGAGCCAAGACCUUCUCCAGAAGGUGACCCCUCCCCACCACCACCACCACCACCACCACCAUCAGCCCUGGUCCCUGACACUCCCCCGGAUACCCCUCCUGCCUUGAAGAAUGCCACUAGCCCUAAGCAGCUCUCACUGGAACAAGAGAGCCCCCCAGGACCAAUUGGGCCCAGGCCAGCCCCUCAGCAAGAAGAGUCCCCUUUCUCAGAAGUGAAGAUCAGGGGACCCACUCCACCAGCCACAGGCCCACGGGAUGCCAGGCCUCCUCGAAGGAGCAGCCAACCAUCCCCAACAGUGCCAGCCUCUGACAGCCCUCCCACCAAGCAAGAUGUAAAGAAGGCAGGAGAGAGACAUAAGCUGGCAAAGGAGCGGCGAGAAGAGCGGGCCAAGUACCUGGCGGCCAAGAAGGCAGUGUGGCUAGAGAAGGAGGAGAAGGCCAAGGUGCUGCGGGAGAAGCAGCUCCAGGAGCGCCGGCGGCGGCUAGAGGAGCAGCGGCUUAAAGCUGAGCAACGCCGGGCAGCCCUGGAGGAGCGGCAGCGGCAGAAGCUGGAGAAAAACAAGGAGCGCUAUGAAGCAGCUAUCCAGCGGUCAGUGAAGAAGACGUGGGCUGAAAUCCGGCAGCAGCGUUGGUCUUGGGCAGGGGCCCUGCACCACAGCUCCCCAGGACGUAAGACCAGUGGGAGCAGGUGCUCCGUGUCGGCAGUAAACCUGCCCAAACACGUGGACUCUAUAAUCAACAAGCGGCUCUCAAAGUCCUCUGCCACGCUCUGGAACUCCCCCAGUAGAAAUCGCAGCCUGCAGCUGAGCGCAUGGGAGAGCAGCAUCGUGGACCGUCUGAUGACGCCCACCCUUUCCUUCCUGGCACGGAGUCGCAGUGCAGUAACACUGCCCCGCAAUGGCCGGGACCAGGGUAGGGGCGGCGGCCCUGGGCGAACCCGCACGAGGGGCGGGGCAGGGGCCAGCCUCGCCGAAGGAAUGCACCUAGACCGCGCUCAUCCCUCUGCAGCCGUGCCCGUGUGCCCGCGCUCGGCCUCCGCCAGCCCCCUGACGCCGUUGUGCAGCGCCCCGCGAAGCGUGCAUCGCUGCGCCCCUGCCGGGGAGCGCGGGGAUCGCCGCAAGCCCAGCACUGGGGGCAGCCCCGCCCAGGUCCGCCGCCGGCCCGAGGCCUCGCCGAUUCAGAAAAAGGAGAAGAAGGACAAGGAGCGGGAAAACGAGAAGGAGAAGAGUGCCCUGGCCCGGGAGCGCAGCCUCAAGAAGCGCCAGUCGCUGCCUCCUUCGCGCCCACGCCUCUCGGCCGGCGCUGGCGAGCUCAGUCCCAAAUCCAAGGCCCGGCCAUCUUCUCCCUCCACAUCCUGGCACAGGCCUGCCUCUCCCUGCCCCAGCCCAGGGCCAGGCCAUGCUCUGCCCCCAAAACCACCGUCUCCCCGAGGCACCACUGCAUCGCCCAAGGGGAGGGUUCGGAGGAAGGACGAGGCAAAGGAGAGCCCCAGCACAGCAGGACCUGAGGACAAGAGCCAGAGCAAAGGCAAGGCCAGUGACGAGAAGGAGCCAGCAGACCCAGCCUCACCAGCACCCUCACCCACCCCAGCCCUGCCCCAGAAGGAGCAGCCCACAGUGGAGACCCCCGCAGAUGCCACUGUCCUGACCUCACCCCCAGCCGUCCUGACCUCACCCCCAGCCGCUGCUACCGCGGUGACCCCUAGCAAACCAAUGGCGGGUACCACAGACCGAGAAGAGGCCACUAGACUCCUGGCUGAGAAGCGGCGCCAGGCCCGUGAGCAGCGGGAGCGCGAGGAACAGGAGCGGAGGCUGCAGGCAGAAAGGGACAAACGAAUGCGAGAGGAGCUGCUGGCGCGGGAGGCCGAGGCCCGGGCCGAGAGGGAGGCGGAGGCCCGGAGGCGGGAGGAGCAAGAGGCCCGAGAGAAGGCGCAGGCAGAGCAGGAGGAGCAGGAGCGGCUGCAGAAGCAGAAAGAGGAGGCCGAAGCUCGUUCCCGGGAAGAGGCGGAGCGGCAGCGUCUGGAGCGGGAAAAGCAUUUCCAGCGGGAGGAGCAGGAGCGGCAAGAGCGCAAGAAGCGUCUGGAGGAGAUAAUGAAGAGGACUCGGAAGUCAGAAGCUGCUGAAACCAAGAAGCCAGACAGAAAUGAGGCAAAAAACAAUUCCAGCCCAGACCCUGUGAAAGUUGGGGACUCUCGGCCGUCAGGGCUGCAGAAGGAGGCUUUGCAGAAGGAGGAACUGGCCUCCCAGGAGCCUCAGUGGAGCCUGCCGAGCAAGGAGUCACCGGGGUCCCUGGUGAAUGGCCUGCAGCCUCUCCCAGCACACCAGGAAAAUGGCUUCUCCCCUAAGGGACCCUCUGGGGACAAAAGUCUGGGCCGAACGCCAGAGGCACUCCUGCCCUUUGCAGAGGCAGAAGCCUUCCUCAAGAAAGCCGUUGUGCAGCCCCCACAGGUCACAGAAGUCCUUUAAGGGUUUGCCUUGGACCAGGCACAGCUGUGAGAGCUCCUCUGCAUCACCUGUCAGGAUGUCUGGAAGAGAAAGAGACAGAACAAAGCCAGAAGUGGCCUGGGCCCCUGGGGGUGGGUCCUCUCUGUUAUUUUUAAUCUGCACCUUAUAGACUGAUGUCUCUUUGGCGGAGCCAGACCCUGCCCCUCAGUGCAUUCGUGUGCUCACACAUGCGGACACCCCUCCCCCCAUACACACACACACUCACAGCCUCUCUGGCCUCUUCCCUUGGGAAUGGGCCACCUGUAGUAUUUGCCUUGGUUUGGUGGGGUACAGUGGAUGUGAAUACUGUAAAUAGCUUGUGCUCAGAUGCCUCUGUGUGGAGGAGGGGAGAUGCAGAAGGCAGACCCUCCCAAGACUCCCUAGGGAAAUCUUCCUCUCUCUAUUUAACUGUAACUGUGGGGGAACCAGAUCUGGGGAUAGGGGUUACCUUGGGCCACAGGAUACUGGUUGCUUUAGGGGUACCCAUGCCCCCUGCCCUCACCUGGAAUCAGUGUUAUUGCAUCUGAUCGAACUUCUGCAGAAAUAAAGUGAGACUAAUUCUGCCAGUCCUGUCCAUCCUUGGGGCUGGUGGUGGGGGCCUGGGGAUAUCUGCCCCUACCUGGUACCUGUCCUAGACCUCCCUGCCUUACAUUUUGUCAUGAGUUCAUUCAUUAAUUCAUUUAACAAAUAUGGUUGCAUCUACUCAGUACCAGGCAGUAGGUUACAUGUUGGGGGUUCAGUAGUAGGAAAAGAUGUAACCCUCUGUUCUCAUGGAGUUGAAAGUCUAGCAGGUGAUUGUCAUAGACACUGUGAGUUGCCUACUCAACAUCCAUUCCCAUCGCCCCUUCCUUAUUCCAAACAGAAUCCCGAUUUUGUUCGGUGGCGAUCUUUCUCCUGGAUUCCACCCUGUGCUUCAACAAAAGUGCAUCCUAGGCCCAACAGUGAAUUGUGAUUGUAAUGAGCCAAAAACUGUGUUCUCAAACUCCUCAUAGUGAUGGGUUUAGGUGUGGACACAUGACACAGCUGCAGCCAAGAAAUGUAAAGAAAGGCCUCCAGGGAUUGGUUGGUGGGUAGGAAAAAAAAAAAAAGGCCCCCUGGGCUUCUUGGAGAGUCUUCCUCACUUUUGGAAAAAAUACCAUGUAGUAGUCAGCCUCUAAGAUGACUUCACAGUGUCUUCACCUCCUGGUGUUCACACUGCAUAGUCCCUUCCCAUGUUGCAACAAGGCUGGGCUGAGUGACCGACAGAACACAGCAGAAGCAAUGGUGCAUCAUGUCCAAGAUUAGGUCAUAAAACACUGCAGCUUCUGUCUUGGAUGCUCUCUCGCUCUUGGAUACUCUGGAGGAAGGCAGCUUCUAUGUUGAGAAUAGCCUUAUGGAGAGGCCCAUAAAUGAAGGGACUGAAGCCCCCAGCCAACAGCCACAUCAAUAAGCUUGGAAGCAGAUUCUCCAGCAUCAGUUAAGCCCUGGCCAACAGCUUGACAAUUACCUCAUGAGAGACCCUGUGCCCAAGCCAACCAACUAAGCCACCCCUAGGGUUCUAACCUUGGAAACUGUAAGAAUAAAUGUUGUUUUAAACUGC